CAAGAAGACAUGAUGGAUAACGACGACAAGAACUGCCGCUACGAAGGCUACUUUACCUACCGACCUCUCUCCAACCUUCCCACACCGCCCCCGAGCUCUCGUAACUCGUCGGCAGCUCAGUCUCCGAGGACGACACUUGAUGAUGGGGAGCCAUUGAUGGCCCGGUUCAGAGGCCCCGCCAUCCACCUCGUCAACCUCAUCCCCUCGUCGGCCUCCCUGGCCACCGCCUCUGUGCCUCUGGUACAGGCCAUCCUCAGCCGCGCAAACUUGCCUAUCGAGACGGUUGCUCUUGCGGUGUGCAUUCUCGACAGCCUCGACUCUCGAUUUGCCCGUCGAUGGCGUCUCUCGUGCCCUCUCCUCUCCGACUACUUUUCCUCCGCAUCUAAGCGACACACUCUCCCCGCGGCUCCUAUUGUUCAGCGACAGCAGCUGCACAUCGAUUCGGUCAACCCCGAGCUUAUUAUCCUCGCGGCACUUGUCAUUGCUGUCAAGUUUACUGAGGACCCUCAGGACGCUUCACAGUACUAUUGCAAGGUCUGGGGACAUGGCAUGUGGUCUAACCAGCAGCUCAAUGUUACUGAGCGGUGCAUCAUGGAGAACCUCAACUACCGCAUCAUGCCUCUUUGUGAGGAUGACUGCCUGACGGAUGCCAUGGUGGAUAUGCAGCUGGCUGCGCAGGCACCCGACUGGGAGAUUCACGCCUACAACCACCCCGACAGCGCCUCGAGCGACGACGAUAGCGAAGAGAAUAACUACAUCCCCACCCACACUCGGUCCAAGACACUUAGCUCAGGCAAGGCGACACUGGGCCUAGGCCUCUCCCUCACUCCAGUCGAUACCCCCACCGUGGAG
This is a messenger RNA of Fusarium vanettenii 77-13-4, 852 nucleotides long. RefSeq lists its product as uncharacterized. The transcript is spliced from 2 exons. Lineage: Eukaryota; Fungi; Ascomycota; Sordariomycetes; Hypocreales; Nectriaceae. The record is from RefSeq and is a predicted model, not a curated record. The annotation marks the transcript as partial.